AUGCACCUGACUAUCAACCAAGAAGAGGGAAACCAAACAGCUCCUUUGGCAUUUAUUCUUCUGGAUUUCAACAGUGAGGAUCUGCAGUUUUUAUUUGCCAUCUUGUUUCUACCAAUCUAUAUAGUAACCAUGGCUGGGAACAUCCUCAUUAUUAUCCUGGUGGUCACUGAUCAGCACCUUCACACCCCCAUGUAUUUCUUCCUGGGGAACCUAUCCUGCCUGGAGACUUGCUAUAGCUCAACCAUCAUGCCAAGAAUGCUGGUCAGUUUUCUGAGUGGGGACAGAACCAUUUCUAUUGGUGGAUGCUUUGCACAACUUUAUUUCUUUGGCUAUCUUGCAACUACAGAAUGUUGCUUCCUAGCAGUGAUGUCUUAUGAUCAUUAUUUAGCAAUCUGCAAACCCUUGCAUUACACAAUGCUCAUGAAUGGCAGAAUUUGUGUCAAGUUGAUUGCUGUAUCAUGGAUAACUGGCUCAUUUGGCAUCAAUGUUGUCAUAUUUUUGGUAUCUCAACUGACUUUCUGUGGACUCAACAAAAUUAACCAUUUCUUCUGUGAUUUGAUCCCAGUGAUAAGACUCUCCUGCAGUGAUACCCAUUUGGUUGAAAUGACUGCCUUCAUAGUUUCCUCCUUCGGCAUUCUGCCUCCAUUGUUAAUAACCCUGACCUCUUACAUUUGCAUCAUCAGAAGCAUUUUAAGAAUUUCAUCUGCUACAGGGAAACAAAAGGCAUUCUCUACCUGUUCUUCACACCUCACAGUGGUAGCUUGCUUCUAUGGGUCCUUGAUGAUUGUUUAUGUUUUACCAAAUGUGAGUUCCUUGAAUGAUGUGAAGAAACUGCUUUCUCUGUUCUACACUCUGCUCACUCCCCUGGUCAAUCCCCUCAUAUACAGCUUGAGAAACAAAGAGGUAAAGGAAGCAGUAAAGAAAACAUUCAGGAGGCUACAUAGAAACCAUUAA
Messenger RNA from Hemicordylus capensis (graceful crag lizard), 954 nucleotides. Its product is annotated as olfactory receptor 10A2-like. Gene Ontology annotation, molecular function: G protein-coupled receptor activity; olfactory receptor activity. Gene Ontology annotation, cellular component: membrane. Gene Ontology annotation, biological process: G protein-coupled receptor signaling pathway. Lineage: Eukaryota; Metazoa; Chordata; Lepidosauria; Squamata; Cordylidae. The coding region runs from base 1 to 954 and encodes 317 amino acids. The transcript has a single exon. The record is from RefSeq and is a predicted model, not a curated record.